UAAAAUGUUUAUUUUGUACUAAAUACAGACAUGCAAAUACAGCUGAUGUUUGACUUGUUUGUAUUUUUAUUUAAAUUUUUAUAAUUGUUCUUGUUUCCAUCUAUUGUACAUGUUGUGUUGAUUCUAGAUCAAUGACAGUCUGCCAUCAUGGACACAGUGGAAUGUACACAUGCCUCAUGACAGUUGGAAAUAUCAUAGAAUGGGAGAGAUUGAAGGCAGACUAGUGGUAGGAGGUCAUGAUGGCAGUCUGCGUGUUCUCACUUAUGGACAUGAUAAGUGGGACAAGUUUGUCACAAAGAAUGGUUACAUCAGUAAUGUAGUGUGUCAUCAAGGUGUGUGUCUGUUGUGUGUGGAGGAUGAAGAUAAAGAUCAGUUUGUGAUUGAACAAUUUUAUUUGAAUGAAGACAACGAAUGGCGUUUCGUCACAGUUCUACCAAACCAACUGCAGUUGUAUGGUGUAUCUGUUGCUCUUCAUGACAACUCACUGUAUGUGGUGGGUGGUGAGACUGAGUCAGGGGAGAGAGUGAACACGGCACGUGUGUUUGACCUUCACAGCGGUCAUUGGUAUAAGAUGGAUGACAUGCAAACAAAACGUAGUGGUUGUUCUUCUGUUAUUAUAAACAACACAGUGUUUGUAGGGGGAGGAGAGACUGAUGGAGCUUGCUCUAGUAAUAUUGUUGAGUGUGCAGAUGUUCGUGAUAGAAAAUGGAGAACAAUCCCCUCUACAACCACAUAUUGGCCUACACUAACGUCAGUCAGUAACAGACUAGUGUGGACUGGAGGAAUGACACAACAGAGGUUUUAUUCUCCUUCUAAUAUUGUAGAAUUAUAUGAUGAGAGAUCUACCAAAUGGCUUUCUCUUCCACACAUGACACACAAACGGUGGGCACAUGCUGCAUUCUCAACUCAGAAUGGAGAACUCAUCACAGCUGGAGGGGAGGGUAAGGGACGUUCAAUAGAAAGUCUGAAGUGUGACUAAUAUUUCCAUUUUCUUUCAAUUUGUGUGUAUUUGUUAUAUUAUAAUCUCUAGUGAUAGUCCAAAGGCAAUUUAUUGUAACAUUUGGUGUGUGUAACAUAAACUAGAUAUUUACUGUAAAUCAUUGAUAUUUAUG
Messenger RNA from Corticium candelabrum, 1112 nucleotides. Its product is annotated as kelch-like protein 38. The transcript has a single exon. Gene Ontology annotation, molecular function: protein binding. NCBI's taxonomy places the organism in Eukaryota, Metazoa, Porifera, Homoscleromorpha, Homosclerophorida, Plakinidae. The record is from RefSeq and is a predicted model, not a curated record. Bases 170 to 979 code for a protein of 269 amino acids.